CCGCCGAGCGGCAAGCGAGAGAGCGAGCAGCUGCUGCAGCCGGCAGGUGGGGUGUAGGACGGCGGGGCUGACCACGCACACGGCCGGCGCCGAGGCACUGCGGUCCGGGCAGCGGGCGGGACGUGCGCUGAUUCCGUCCAGACAAGUUUCCUGAGUUUCUGGGACUGGUUAUCCCCCAAGGAGUGAUUUCUAGUAGAAGUCUGAAGGCCUGAUCAAAGAAAAAAAAAUCCAGUAUAGCCAAUGAAUUAAGGACAAGAAGGUUUCCACUCAGGCUUUCAGAAGAAUGCCCUCCUUUGUGAAAACAUGGUCUUUGUAACGUCACAUGGACAAUAAGUCCCUGCUAUGUGGAUAUUUGUUAGCAAUGACUGAUGUGGAAACUACAUAUGCAGAUUUUAUUGCUUCAGGAAGAACAGGUAGACGAAAUGCAAUACAUGACAUCCUGGUUUCCUCUGCAAGUGGCAACAGCAAUGAAUUAGCCUUGAAAUUGGCAGGUCUUGAUAUCAACAAGACAGAAGGUGAAGAAGAUGCACAGCGAAAUAAGACAGAACAAAGUGGGGAAGCUCAGGGGGAAGCAGCAAAAUCUGAAAGCUAACACCCCCCUUUGAUCUUCAUCCACACCUGACCAUGUCUCCAAUCUCCAGGCCUGGCUGGGAUGCAUUUGUGCCCAAGAGGGAAAAGGGGAAACAGAAAAUGGCUGUGCUGCAUUGCAGGAUCCUGCUCACCGUCCUGUUGAAAAUGGGGGCAGAGGCUGUGGCUGCAGACAGACUUUUCUCUACCUCUGUCAUUAGCAAUGGCUGAAAUCAUGUGGCUUGUGUUUGGGUGUCAUUUUUGUACGGAUCCUUUCACUUGACCACGUGAUGAAAUGCUUGUAGAGAGUAGCACCGAUCUGGAUGAUGAUUCUUCCUGUAGCAUCUGGCCCCUCACAAUGUCAGAGGAUUUCAUUGUGUCUCAUUGCAAAGGGUUGGUGGAACCCCAGAGUUUCAGUAGCUCUGGCCCAGGUAUUCACCCAGUAAGAGAACCAUCCAGAAAGCACUGUUUUCAGCGUUACGUACCCGUGUGCUCCUGCUGUGUUAUUCACACUGUUUUGUAUCGUACAAUAUAGAUGCUCGGCACUGCCCCCCUUCUUUGAUUGCUCAUGAAAAACAAAAAUAAUGUACGUUACUGUGAAUUUUUAUACCACUCAUUUUUAAAAGGGCUGCCUUCUUUUCUUCUCCAUUGUGUGGUGGUGUACGCAGGAUAGAUCACAGGUUUUUUUGUGUGUUUUUUUUAAACUUAAUCUUUCCCCUUGACUCACUGCUGAUGAAUUGACUAAAGUCUAACAGAUUCCUCAAGUCCCCUUUGCUUUUAUGCUACAGGUAUUUGAAAAAUAUCCAUUAAUGUGAAUAUUACCUGAAUUCAGUUUGGUGUCUGCACAGACCCCAAUUCGAUCCGCAAAUUUUAUUUUAUUGCCCAGUGGAGAACUUUGAGGAUUUUAGAGAAUUUAGGAAGGUGGGAAAGAGAAGCCAAGAUGAUAAUACUAACAACCGCAAAUGUUUUCUUGUUAUGGAAUCAAAUUUCCCACACUGCUGUAUGCUAUUGUUUAAAUUUUGAGCACAGCUUCUCUCCAGGGAGCUGCAAAAGGUGGAGAAAAGGAUCUCCUUGCAAUCAUGUGGACACCAAUCACAAAAGUAAAGCCCUCGUGUUGUGUUUUUCAUGUCUUUUUUCAGCCCUAUCAGAUCCAAAUGUUAUUAUGCACUUUUUAAUGUUUGUAAACUUUUACUAAUAAUCAGUGUGAAUUGCAUUCUGAUAUAAUCAUCACCAUUAGAAGCUAACAGAAUCCUCAUUAAUACUCAUUAAUACUGUUGAUGGCCUCAGCUGUUUUGACAUUCUGGUUCUUACAUGGAAAGUUUCUGUGAGCUGUGUAAUCCCUCUGGACAGUAUUAUGAACUCAUGUAUCAGUGGUAAUAAACAAGGAACCAGUAAUAUGCCAAUGGCUCAUGAAUUACUGGACAAAUAGCAGACAACAGGAAGACCUUUUACAAUAAAGAGCCCACUUAACUGUCCUCCAGAUCUUAGAUACAGUCCUGUGUGAAGUAGCAUAAGCAGAUUUCACCAGGUAACCUAUCUGCACAUAAACAACUCAGCCCUCCUUCAUAUUUGCAUCACGAUGAAGGUACAUCUGCCCUCAUCUGCCUUUAUGGUACUUUUCAAAAGAGAGAGAUGAGGGCAUGGGUAUCAUUUGGUCCUCAAUCCUACCUUACUAGAAAACGUGUUAAUAGGAUGACACGUUUCUCUCAGAAAACAGAAAGAGGAAAAAUUAAGUUUUAGAGUACUUCCUUCUAUCGAACCCAUUAGGGCCCAAAAUAUCCAGUUAAAAUUCAAACGACUCUACCGAUUAACAGACUUACAAGUGGGGAAAAAAAGGUUCCUAAGGUUAUUUUAGACAAUCUCUGCUAGUCCAUUUAAAACAUUCAACCCCAAAAAAUCAUUUUUUUCAAUAUCCUCACUUACUACCCUCAUAGCUUCCGUAGGAAUCUAGGUUAAGCUCUCCUCAUCCUAAAAGUUGUGGAAUUCCAAUCUGAUUUUAUGUGGUUUUGUAAAGUUUAGGACUAGUGCUGAGUAUAUGUGGCGGGUUUAUAUUCCUACGUGCUGUAAUAUGAUUAAUGCAUGUGCUGUCUGUGAAUAUAUAAUACCGCUAAAUUGUGAAGUCAUAUGGAGCUUUUGAAUUAUUUUGACCUCUUACUGCUACUUUGUUUGCUAUGUUCUAACCCAGAGGCAUUCCCAAGCUGAAAGAUAAAACUCUUCUUUCCAAAACAUCUACUUUACAAAUGUUGCUCAGCGGAAGUUCACAGUAUCUUCCAAAUUUUAUUGUAAUGUCUUUUACUUGCAAGUCAAUAAUAUACAGGGAGUUGAAUUUUUAAGGAGAGAAGGAAAGGGUCGUGAACUAAGGCAGUGGUUUUAUGAUACACAUUGAAUGCCUAUUAAAUAAGCGGCCUUAUGCUCAUCGCUUCCCAGCACAUACAGACGGUGCCAAAAAGAAAAAAAUGUAUACACAUUUUAAGAAAGGAAAAAAAACUAUUAAAAUUGUAAUACUCAGUAUAUACCGAUAACAAAAGAUGAAUACAAGUCAC
Rhinolophus ferrumequinum (greater horseshoe bat) is the source of this 3110-nucleotide messenger RNA. It is a transcript of the gene PKIA, whose product is annotated as cAMP-dependent protein kinase inhibitor alpha. Gene Ontology annotation, cellular component: nucleus; cytoplasm. The transcript is spliced from 5 exons. Bases 323 to 592 code for a protein of 89 amino acids. Gene Ontology annotation, molecular function: cAMP-dependent protein kinase inhibitor activity. The record is from RefSeq and is a predicted model, not a curated record. Gene Ontology annotation, biological process: negative regulation of cAMP-dependent protein kinase activity. Lineage: Eukaryota; Metazoa; Chordata; Mammalia; Chiroptera; Rhinolophidae.